Theobroma cacao (cacao) is the source of this 1930-nucleotide messenger RNA. RefSeq names its product alpha/beta-Hydrolases superfamily protein. The record is from RefSeq and is a predicted model, not a curated record. NCBI's taxonomy places the organism in Eukaryota, Viridiplantae, Streptophyta, Magnoliopsida, Malvales, Malvaceae.
CUCUCUCUCUCUCUCUCUCUCUCUCUCUGCCCUUCCCCUAAUGAAAAUUUUCCCAUGGAAAAAUAGUCUCCUCUCUUCUUUAUUUGCAAACACUUUCCUAAGUCCUAACACUCUGUUAGUCUAUUUCUUUUUGGUACUUGGCUACUCCGCUUACACUCUCUGUCACACUUCAGUCGCCAACUCAUACACUUUGCUUCAGCCAAAACAGCCUGCAAAGUCUCUCUCUCCUUGAACUCUAAUGUAUCUGCAGAAUCUAACUCCCCCCCUCCCACAUUAAAAUUUCAAAGAGAAACUGAAUGAUUUUAGACAAAUCUAGCUAGGCAAAAUAGAAAUUUUAUCUAAAAGAUUUCACCUUUGUUUACCCUGGCUCUUCCCAUCACUACUUCUGCACUGUAAAUAGAGAGAGACCCCAUUAAAAACCACCUUGCUGUUCCUCACCCCCAAAAAAAUAAAAAGAAAGAAAGAGUAGGAUAGCUCCUCUUUCAGUUCCUUACCAAAAGGCUGAGAGACCCCACUUUUCCUGUCAUGCACUCAAGUUUGUUCCUUUUUCAAUGAGUUGGGGUUGUCUUAGCUCUUCUUCUUGGGGGGUGAAUGGGGUGUAUGGUUUCUCAGCUGGCUGCGAAGUUUGCUUUCUUUCCACCAUCUCCACCAACGUAUCAGAUCAAGAAGCAUGACAAUGGGAAGCUCACGGUGGUUUCAUCUUCUUCUUCAACGCCUAUUUCUGUUGCUGAUGAUACUUCCUUGGAUGUGCUUUUGAUUGACACCAAACGUGGGAACAAGAUCGUCGCGUUUUACUUGAAAAACCCAUAUGCACGCCUUACCGUGCUUUAUUCUCACGGCAAUGCUGCUGACCUUGGCCAGCUCUAUGACCUCUUUGUCCAGCUCAAGGUCAACCUCAGAGUCAAUAUUAUGGGGUAUGACUAUUCUGGCUAUGGAGCAUCUACUGGUAAGCCAAGUGAAUCAAACACAUAUGCUGAUAUAGAGGCAGUGUAUCAGUGUCUUCAGACAGAGUAUGGAAUUAGUCAGGACGACUUAAUUUUAUAUGGACAGUCAGUUGGAAGUGGGCCAACAUUACAUUUGGCAGCUAAACUGCCGAGGCUCAGAGGCGUAGUUCUGCAUAGCGGCAUUCUUUCUGGCCUUCGUGUGCUCUGCCACGUUAAAUUCACUUUCUGCUUCGACAUUUAUCAGAAUAUCAAUAAAAUACGAAAGGUGAAGUGCCCUGUGCUUGUAAUACAUGGUACAGAAGAUGAUGUUGUCAAUUGGCUGCAUGGAAAUGGACUCUGGAAAAUGGCGAGGGAGCCAUAUGAGCCUUUGUGGAUCAAGGGAGGUGGCCACUGCAACUUGGAGCUAUACCCCGAUUACAUACGCCAUCUUUGUAAGUUCAUUUAUGAAAUGGAGAACAUGACAACAGAGAUUCGCCUUAAAAGGAUUCGUCAGAGUCUCCGUCUACCAACAAGGCUAAAUACUACUACUUCCUCGGUUACUAGCAAUGGGUGCUGUAAGAUUCAAUUAUGCCUACCCAAAUGCCCCAAAUGCCCCAAAUGUCCCAAAUGUCCAAAACCUAGAUGCAUUAACUGUUGUUGCUGGUGGCCUAAGUGCUCUUGUUGCUGGAGACCCAGCUGCCAAAACUGUUGCAGGAAGCCAAAAUGCCCAAACUGCCCAAAAUGCUGGUUGGGUUCCUGCUGCUGCAUCAAAUGUUCACAGUGGAGAUGUUGUGUGGAUUCACAUAAUGAGUUAAACGGUAAGCAGGAGGGCUAAUGGUGAUAAUGUGCUUGUACAGAUUGCUGAACUUGCUAACACCCCCCUCUCUAAUCAUAGCCAGUAGUGUACAAAACAAGAGCAACUAGUUUUUCUUUUUUCUGAUAAUAUUUAGGGGAAAAGAAAUGAUUGAAUGUUUUCAUCAUAUUGGGUAUUCUUAAAAUUGUGAUUU